Strongylus vulgaris is the source of this 245-nucleotide messenger RNA. Lineage: Eukaryota; Metazoa; Nematoda; Chromadorea; Rhabditida; Strongylidae. The record is from the annotation of a GenBank genome assembly.
AUGUUUCUCGAACGUUUGCGUGACGGCACAGUCCGCAUAGUGUCAGGAAUAAAGGAGUCGAAGUUACGGCAGUGGAUUCCCAUUCUCUUGCUUUUGACUUUGGCUGCCUACCUCCUCAUGGGUUCCGCGUGCUUUUGGUUCUUCGAGCACGACAAACAUGAGCAGACUGUCAGAAAAUGGUAUAUGAAUAUGGCGGUGAAUAGGUACGUUUAUGACCAUUUCGAAUUAUUUACAUUUUUAUAAUU